Molecule: messenger RNA, 1281 nt
Organism: Candidozyma auris
Lineage: Eukaryota; Fungi; Ascomycota; Pichiomycetes; Serinales; Metschnikowiaceae
Gene: LAS1
Product: rRNA-processing protein LAS1
Exons: 1
Coding region: 1-1281 (426 amino acids)
Biological process (GO): maturation of LSU-rRNA; maturation of 5.8S rRNA
Cellular component (GO): Las1 complex; preribosome, large subunit precursor
Molecular function (GO): endonuclease activity
Source: RefSeq, a predicted model, not a curated record
AUGAGCACUAAAGGGAGGGUAAUCACCCCGUAUAGAGACAAUCUAGAGCUCAUUCGACUACGAGAGUGCUUCUAUGGUGCUACAAGCGUCUCAGUAAAGCGACUGGCACUCAACUUGGUGAAGGUCUUGCAAACUCGAGGAAAGCUACCUCACGCGAUAGAUGCUACAGCAGCACUAGUGAACUUGGAGUUGAUGGGGGAAAUGGAUCAUGAGCCCCUUCGCCACGCAUACUGCUCGACCAUGACAAGACUAGUAAACGGACUUUUGGACCCGUUUCAGCAGGCGUCAGUGGCUUUGCCCUUGCUGAGAUUGGCGAAAGAGAUUGGGCUACUGUACUCGUUUGUGGAGAUACGACACAUGGCCACUCACGAGGGGCUUCCAUCUUUGGAUAGGUUGAGACAAAUUGCGUUGGAAGCAAAGUCGUGGCUUUACGAGAAUUAUUGGGCGAUGAUUGAACAGAAUCAAGCAGUGUGCGAGAGAGGCGAUUACCACAGCCCGGCAAGCACUCUGAUUGAGAAUAUCUCCACUGACUUGAAAACAUACAAGCGAUUGAGGAAGCAGGAUGUCGAUGUGACGCCUCUGCAGUGCGAAGAUAGAGAAAUACUGAGUAAGUAUCAAACAAUCUUCAAAUCACUCAGGUUGGGGCUACGUAUUCCAGAGUUUCAGAGCAAGCUUGCGAAAGAAUUGAUUUUCAACUUUCUCAUAUACACUGAUAUAAGAGGCAGGGAAGAGUCAAGAAGAGCAAAAUUCAAGACCCUUGUGAAAAUAUACGGGCCAUUAUUGCAAGAAUUGGGUGUUGACUUUCAGGCAAAGUUGCUUUGCUUCCUUAUUCAGUACAGCUCAGACUACUCGAGCUACAGAUUCUCUGAGCUGGAACAGCUGCAAGCCAUAUCCUGGGUGCGUUACUUAUUGCGGGAGAUUUUAGAGAAAAGUACGGAGAAGGAUCAGAUUAUGCUGGACAAUAUCAAGACCAGCAUAGACACUCACCUAAGUCUACUAGAGAACUCCUCAUUUCUAAUGAAAGAAAUAAGAGCUGCUUUGCAAGGAAUUGAUACAAGUGGUGUUGCUAGUACACUGUCACAGAAUAAGUUUGCAUUGCCCCCAACUCUAGACGAAAUCCUAAGCUCCAAUAAGAAACAAAGAUUGAGCGACCUGCCAACUCCACAGCCCGUACCAAUGUCAGCAAAUGUGCAGACGUUGCUGAAUGAAGGUUCGCUAGUGUUUCCCGAAUUCACCAACUGGAGACCCCAGCCGUUUGGUUACCGUGGUAGGACCAGAUAA